AUGGUCCAUGCUAUAAAAUCACUAUUUACAUUUCAAGAAGAAGUUUUGGCACAAAAGCAAUAUGAACGGGAUGAGAUGCAAUUAGCUCACGACCGCGCUUUGGUUUCAUUGUCGAAGCUACUGCAUCAGUGCCAGAUAUCACGUCUGGACAUGGAGGAGAAACUUUCUUCAAUCUGGGGCCCCAGUGACGAUAGUUUUACCGAUUGUUUUGCCGAUUGUUACCUUGACACUGAUGCAGUGCUCAUCGAUACUGAGCUGGCAUGCGCUUGCGACACCCUCAACAGUCUGACCGAGAAAGAACAUGCAUUACAAUCUGAAAUCUACUUUACCGUCCGAUCUCAAAAGCCAACUACGAUGCAGAGGGUUGUAGAUUUUAAGGCUACAGAGUCGAGUUUUGACCACUUUAAAACAAAUGUAACCUAUGCGUGGAGAUGCACGGCACAGUUUGUACGCGGCUUGGCUAUCAAAGCUGCUUGUUUAUGUUUAGUGAAAAAAUAA
Molecule: messenger RNA, 498 nt
Organism: Wickerhamiella sorbophila
Lineage: Eukaryota; Fungi; Ascomycota; Dipodascomycetes; Dipodascales; Trichomonascaceae
Exons: 1
Coding region: 1-498 (165 amino acids)
Source: RefSeq, a predicted model, not a curated record